ACGCCGUAAUUGCAGCCCAGCGUCCACCAUCUUGGCCGAAGUUGCCACAACGUGAAAUAUUAUAAAAAAGAAACUACCCGAUCUCGCGAGGAAAGGCGAUUGCAGUGUUGACUAUUGUGGCAAAAAAGAGGAGUCCCGCUGUACGCGCCAAAAGCAGUCACCAAAAGCCGCAACAAAACAAAACCGUGGAGGAGCAACAGCAGCAGCAGCAGGAGCGACGGCAAGCCAGUGUGCGGUAAGCAGGCGAGUAGCUGUCGUAGGGCAGGAGGGGCGGCUGUCAAGGAGGCGGCGGCGACGAAAGAAAAAAAACCCAACAACUACACACGUCAAACGCCAAACAAGGAUAAUUUCCACAGACACGGACACCAGCGCACACCACAGCUUGCUAGGAUGAACGCCAAGCGAGUCAAGUAUACGCAAGUAAAGCAGGAGGAUGUGCCCGUUGUCAUCCAUCCCGAUGACGUUGAGGAGGAGGAGGAGGUCGAGGCCCAUGAGCAGGAGCACGAGGAACACGAGGACCAAGAGCACGACGAUGGCGAGGAGGAGCAGUACACCUAUGCCUAUACCACCGGCGAGGAUGAUGAUACAGAGACCGCCGUGGUAACGCUAAGCGACCGCGAUCACGAGGCUCUGGCCAAUGCCCAGGAGGUGAUCAUCGAUGAGAACGGUCAUGCUGUAACCCUGCAGCAGCUGGUGGAGAACACCACCGUCGAGGAGGUGGAAACCAUUGAGCAGGGCGAUGGCACCCAUACCAUUCUGCACAUUGUGCCCGGCAAUAUACACCACGACGAUGGCGAGGAGGAGAUCGACGAGGAUGAGGAAGGCGAAGAGGUCGACGAUGAUGACGAACUGGAUGAGAUUGUGCCCGUGGAGCAUGAGGAGAUCGAAGGCGAGGAGGAGGAGGAUGAUGACGAUGAGGACGUGGCCUCGAUUGUAUUUGAGGGCACCCUCGAGCAUAAUGCCGACCACGAUUCGAAUGCCCGCAACAAGACCUUCUAUUGUCCAAAUUGUGGCAAUUGUUACAGUGCCGCCGGCUCCCUGAAGCUGCACAUGCGUGCCUGCCUCCGCCAACGCAACGAGGUCUCUGCCGAUGAUCGCAAAUGCAAAGUGUGCAGCAAAAUCUUUAAUUCGGUGGCCUACCUCAAGGAGCACAUGAUGCGGCAUACGGGCGAGCAGCCGUUCCGUUGCACUCGCUGCUAUCGCAAAUUUGUGGAGGAGAGCAAAUAUGUGGCGCACAUUGAUGCUCACAAGCAUCAGGACAAGCUGGAGGCAGAGGCUGUCGCCAUGUCCGCCCAGCAUGGCGGCAAGAAGGUGGUGGUCAAAGAGUUCAACUGCUCCUUUUGCACACAGAACUUUACGGUGGUCUUUGACGUUGGCCAGGUGAAGCGUCGCUAUGCCUGCGAUGCCUGCCGGGACAAGUACUCCAAUGCGGAGGCACUGCGCCAGCACAAGCAGACGGUGGACGAGAAGCGUGAGUUUAGCUGCGGUCGUUGCGGCCGCAAGUUUGUCUUCGAGGGCUUCCUGCAGCGUCAUCUGCCCACCUGCGAUGGCAGCAUCAAGCGUCGUCGGGAUAUGAAGUAGAGGCGGCCACAGCAGCGUCCUGGUCAGUGGCAAGAAGAGCCAGUCCAUUACGUUGUUAUCAAGGAGGAGGAGGAGGAUGAGUAGAAGCAGGACCUGGAGGAGGAUGGCUAAGAGUAGGCGCACCACCAACACGAUGAGCCGUAUCAGGCGGAAUAGAGCGAGCAGCAAGGACCACUUAAACUUACACUUACAUCUUAAAUGGGAGGAACGCAGGAGGAUUAGGAGCAGCUGCUGGCCCCCCCAAAAGCAAACUAUUCCAAAGGACACGCGUUUCAAUUUCCCCCUUUUUUUUUACCUAAUUAUACUACACCUAAAUAUAAAUAUAUAUUUGUUUCAAGUUCAGAUUGUGGCCAGCAGGAUUGAUUAUUGGAUCGAUAAAGUGUAUAGAAUGUAUAAUUUGCUUUUUAAAAUAAAUAUAAUUAACAUUAAAAAGCCGGUAAAUGUAUAAUUAAUCCCCACAAAAAAAAAAAACCCAAAAAAAAAGAAAUGCUGGCAAAAUUAAUUACUGAGCGACAAAUUGAUGUUGAAAUUCAAUAAAAAAAAAUAUAAAACACGAAAAAAAA
Drosophila kikkawai is the source of this 2144-nucleotide messenger RNA. Its product is annotated as zinc finger protein 771. The record is from RefSeq and is a predicted model, not a curated record. NCBI's taxonomy places the organism in Eukaryota, Metazoa, Arthropoda, Insecta, Diptera, Drosophilidae.